Nannospalax galili (Upper Galilee mountains blind mole rat) is the source of this 4838-nucleotide messenger RNA. RefSeq lists its product as uncharacterized. Gene Ontology annotation, biological process: regulation of transcription by RNA polymerase II. Gene Ontology annotation, molecular function: RNA polymerase II cis-regulatory region sequence-specific DNA binding; DNA-binding transcription factor activity, RNA polymerase II-specific. The record is from RefSeq and is a predicted model, not a curated record. NCBI's taxonomy places the organism in Eukaryota, Metazoa, Chordata, Mammalia, Rodentia, Spalacidae.
GCUGGGCCUUGCAGUGAGGGACGUGGGCUCUGGGCGGACGGUGGGCGGGUGGCGCGGGCCCGGGAUCCUCGGCCUGUCCUUCCGGUGCGGCCGGACGAGGAACCCCGGAGUCGCGCUUCCGUGGUCCCUGCGGCUGUGGUUCAACCAGGAAUCUAACCCGUGAUCGCAGCCGGCCGCUGAGGAAGGCAGAUCCGAGAAGCCUGUAGAAUUCACGUCGGGAAAGAAGAGAUUACUCAGAAACUCCUUCCCAGGCACAGAACCCAGUCGUCGUCGUAAGCUAUUGCAGCCCAGAAUGGCUGUGGAAUCCAGAGCAAUUUCGACUUUGAAGCCUCAGACUCAAGAAGAAUUGAUACUAGUGAAAAUAGAAGAUAGCUUUUCCUGGAGCCAGAAGUGUAAGCAGAAUGGAACUGCCCAAUCCUGCCAAGAACUGUUCCGCCAGCAGUUCAGGAACUUUUGCUACCAUGAGACCCCUGGGCCCCGGGAAGCUUUGGGCCGGCUCCAGGAACUUUGCUACCAGUGGCUGAUGCCUGAGUUGCACACAAAGGAGCAGAUCCUAGAGCUGCUGGUGCUGGAGCAGUUCCUGAGCAUCCUGCCUGAGGAGCUGAAGGUGUGGGUUCAGCAGCAUGGUCCAAGAAGUGGCGAGGAAGUGGUGACCCUGCUGGAGGAUUUGGAGAGAGAGUUUGAUGACCCAGGGCAGCAGGUCCCAGCUAGUCCACCGGGGCCAGCAGUGUCAUGGAAAGAUUUGACAUACAUCAGAGCAUCCCAAGAGUCAACAAACACAGAGCUCCAACCUUUGAAGACACAGCUGAAAUCCUGGAAACCUUGCCUUUCCUCUAAAAGUGAUUGUAAGAACAGUGGAACAUCAUCAAAAGUGGGCGUUUCAGAAGAAAAAUCAGUGGGACUCUCUUGGGAUCCUUCGUUUAGAGGCUUUAGUGAACACAAAAGCAAUUUAGAAUGGCAGCAAGGAAGUUCCCCUAUCCAUGGAGGCAGUUUUAGUCAGUUGAUCUUUACACACAAAUCUUUGGGAAAGAAAGACCACCAUGAUGAUCCUCAAAGAUUCUUGAUCCUAAGUACAAAUACUGCAACAUGUCAGAAAGUUCCCACAGAAGAGAAACCUUAUAGAUGUGAUGUAUGUGGGCACAGCUUCAAACAGCAUUUUUCUCUAACCCAACAUCAGAGAAUCCAUACUGGAGAAAAACCCUAUAAAUGUAAUCAGUGUGGGAAGGCCUUUAGUUUAAGGUCAUACCUCAUUAUUCAUCAGAAAAUUCAUAGUGGUGAGAAAGCAUAUGAGUGCAGUGAAUGUGGAAAAGCCUUCAAUCAGAGCUCAGCCCUCACUAGACAUCGGAAAAUUCAUACGGGUGAGAAAGCUUGCAAAUGUAAUGAAUGCGGCAAAGCAUUCAGUCAAAGUUCAUAUCUAAUUAUACAUCAAAGAAUCCACACUGGUGAGAAACCCUAUGAGUGUAAUGAAUGUGGGAAAACCUUUAGCCAGAGCUCAAAGCUUAUUAGACAUCAACGAAUUCACACAGGAGAGAGACCCUAUGAAUGUAAUGAAUGCGGGAAAGCUUUCAAACAGAGCUCCGAGCUUAUUACCCAUCAGAGGAUACACAGUGGAGAGAAACCCUAUGAAUGUAAUGAGUGUGGAAAAGCUUUCAGUCUGAAUUCAAACCUGAUCAGGCAUCAGAGAAUUCACAGUGGAGAGGAACCUUACCAGUGCAGUGAGUGUGGCAAAUCCUUCAAAAGGAGCUCAGCACUUGCUCAGCAUCAAAGAAUCCAUGCUGGGGAUGAAGCAUAUAUAUGUAGUGAAUGUGGGAAAGCUUUCAGGCACCGAUCAGUGCUUGUGCGCCAUCAGAGAGUCCACACUGUAAAGUGUCUGCAGCUCCCCGGGCAGGAUGGCCAGGAACUGCUCAAGCACCAGCAGCUCCAGGAUCUGCUCCUUGGAGUGUUCCUCUGGCCUCAGCCACUGGUGGCAAAGCUCCUGCAGUUGGUUCAGAGCCUCCCGGGGCCCAGCGAAGUCAGCGUAACCAAACUGUCUAAAGAGCUGGCGGAAGACCUCCUGGCUUUGAGGAUUUCCCUGAAGACUGAAAUCCUGCCUCCAAACAAUUUCUUCAACUUUCACAAUGUUAAGUCCAUCUUGUUCUUUUGGAGCAUGACAGGCCAAGGCUGUGGCUUCUCCAGACAUCCUGGGUUGGGAAAUGAUGGUGAAAACCCUGGGAUGGGAGAUAACAGUAGUGAUGGGUUUCCAAGGGGAUUAUUUCGGAGUAUGACCAAGGAAACGCCCGCGCCGUUGCUGAGACCCGCCCGGGACGAGCUUCGCACAGCAGAGAGCCUACAGCGCGGUGUAGGCGCUGGGCGAACCCGAUGGAGAACCGCGGGCGGGGAGCAGCCGGCGGACGGACGGCGACCCCCGGCCCGCGCGGCCGCCCCGCCACACUCACCCUUCUCUCCGCAAGAUGCCCGCCAGGCGCAGUCGCGGAAGCCGGAAGGUUGGGAGGCGUACGCGCCGGAAGUGGGGGCCUGCUCCAGGACCCGGGAGGAGUGGUCUCCGGGGCUGUGCGCCCUCUGGGGGUGCCUGCUGGAAAGGACUUCCCGAAGCCUUCAGAGACCCCCGGCCGAGCAGUGGACGCCAGGCCUGCGCGGCAGAGCUGGCCGCGUGCAUGCACUGUAUGCAUCGUUCGCGUUGUAUGCUUUGCUGAAUCCUUGCGGAAACACAGCCGCAGCCAGCAGCACACAGCUCCUGCCCCCGCUCCCCUUCUUCACCGAGCUUUCCGAGCGGCUGGGCCGGUGGGCUCCCGGCAUCUCCAGUAGGAGGGCUUCCGGGCGGCCUGCAGGGCAGCGGGACGGCCCCUGGGCGUGGCCUGGGGCGGAGCCUGCGAUGUUGUGGUCUUGGUGGCAUCAGGACUGGAUGAACCCGGAGUCAGCCCCGGACGCUGGGAAGCAGCUACUGGGGUUUCCAGUGUUGGAAGCGGAGGAAGGAGACGUCACGCUGAUCUGCUACCCAGUUGCCUCCCGAGGUGUCCAGUUGUGGUCCAUGGAGAUCCAGUUUGGUUGUGACUCUUGAGCGCAUCAUCCCCUGUCAGAUGGUGAGACUAAGAUCAAGAUUGGAGAGCCAGCUUCAGAGGAGGAAAUGACAGGAAUUGAGACUGAAGAGUCUGGCAACCCCAAGGAGGAUGUUCUCCAGAAGUCAAAAGAAAAAGAGUUCUGUGACUUUGGGAAUAAACUGAAUGAAAAGGACCAGAACCUCUUUAAAAGAAGUCAGCAUACCUGUGAUGAGUGUGACCAAAGCUUGGCUUGGAGUACAGGCCUUAUUAGACACCAGAGAACACAUUGGGAGAAACCUUAUCAAUGUGAUGUGUGUGGUAAGGCCUUUCGUAUGAGCUCAGCCCUGGUUCUGCACCAGAGAAUUCAUACUGGAGAGAAACCCUAUCCUUGUAAUUGGUGCAUUAAAAGUUUUAGUUGGAGCUCAGAUCUUAUUAAACAUCUUAUUAAACAGUGUGGGGUCCACACUGGUGAAAAACCUUAUAAAUGUAAUGAAUGUGGGAAAGCCUUCAGUCAGAGUCAGAGAAUUCACACUGGAGAAAAACCCUACCAUUGCAGUCACUGUAGUAAAAGUUUUAGCCAGCGCUCAGACCUUGUUAAACAUCAGAGAAUCCACACUGGAGAGAAGCCAUAUAUGUGUAACCAGUGUAACAAACAUUUUAGUUAGAGUUCUGAUGUUAUAAAGCAUCAAAGAAUCCACACUGGGGAGAAACCAUAUAAGUGUGAUGUAUGUGGGAAAGCCUUUAGUCAGAGUUCAGAUCUUAUUCUACAUUAGAGAAUCCACACUGGGGAGAAGCCAUAUCUGUGUAAUCAGUGUAAUAAAAGUUUUAGUCAGAACUCCGACCUUAUUAAACAUCAAAGGAUCCACACUGGAGAGAAACCUUAUAAAUGUAAUGAAUGUGGUAAGGCUUUUAAUCAGAGCUCAGUCCUUAUUCUGCAUCAAAGAAUUCAUACUGGAGAGAAACCCUAUCCAUGUAAUCAAUGCAUCAAAACCUUUAGUAGGCUUUCAGAUCUUAUUAAUCAUCAACGAAUUCACACUGGAGAGAGGCCUUACCCAUGUAGUCAAUGCAGUAAAAUGUUUAGUCGAAGAUCGGAUCUUGUUAAGCAUUAUACAAUUCAUACAGGUGAGAAGCCCUAUGAAUGUGAUGAGUGUGGGAAAACCUUUAGUCAGAGCUCCAAGCUUAUUCUUCAUCAGAGAAUUCACACUGGAGAAAAACCAUAUCCAUGUAAUGAUUGUUCCAAAAGUUUUAGUCGCUGUUCAGAUCUCAUCAAGCAUCAAAGAAUACACACUGGUGAGAAACCAUAUACAUGUAAUCUGUGCAAUAAAAGUUUUAGUCAAAGCUCAGACCUCACUGAACAUCAGAGAAUACAUUCUGGUGAAAAACCCUAUCAAUGUGAUAGUUGUGAAAAAGCCUUUAGUCAGAGUUCUGACCUUAUCCUUCAUCAUAGAAUUCACAGAGGAGAAAAACCGUAUGUAUAUACACAAUGCACCAGAAGUUUCCAUCAGAAUUCAGACCGCUUUAAACACCAGUGAAUCCACAUGGGCAAGAGACCGUAUAAAUGCAAUGAGUGUGGGAAGGCUUUCCGUCAGUGCUCAGCAGUUAUCCUACAUCAGAAAAUCCACACUGGGGAAAAACCAUACCCAUGUGCUCAUUGUGGCAAAAGCUUUAGUCGGCGCUCGGAUCUCAUUAACCAUCAAAGAAUCCACACUGGUGAAAAACUACAAACAUGAUACAUGUGGGAAAACCAUCAGCAGUGGCACAGAUCUUACUGAACACCAGAGGAUGCACAUGAAGGAGAAA